Lactuca virosa is the source of this 414-nucleotide messenger RNA. The record is from the annotation of a GenBank genome assembly. NCBI's taxonomy places the organism in Eukaryota, Viridiplantae, Streptophyta, Magnoliopsida, Asterales, Asteraceae.
AUGGCUCGUACGGAAAUUAAAGGCAAGUUCAUCGUGGAGUUAGCAAAGUUCGUGUUCGGUUUAGCCGCCGGAUCACAGUAUCUCCUUCCCGGUGCCGAUAAGGCGCGCUUCUUCAAGCUUGAUCCGAACAAAAAGGGGUUUGAUCCAGCUUAUUUGUCAAUCGGCUGGAUGGUUGCUAAUCUGAUCGCGUGGUUGAUUUCAGUAGUCGUUAUCUCGAUCGAAGUUGUCAUUGAGACCGGAGGCGCAAUCGGCAAUGUGUCAGUUGCGAACAAGAACAAAUGGCGCAGAUCUGGUUUAUUCAUGGAUUUCUUGUCCUGGAACUUUUAUCUGAUUGGCUUUGGAUUAAAUGUGGCCUUCAAUUCGUACUCUCAAUCAGGUUUUGGAUUCCUCGUCCUCGUCGCAAUGUAUGCAUAG